Messenger RNA from Microthlaspi erraticum, 1368 nucleotides. The record is from the annotation of a GenBank genome assembly. Lineage: Eukaryota; Viridiplantae; Streptophyta; Magnoliopsida; Brassicales; Brassicaceae.
AUGACUAUUGGAUGCGCCUUCGCCAAGCUUUCUGAUGUCCGACCUUUCAAGACAACAUGGAAGGUCCGCGUUAAGGUGAUUCACUCCUGGAGGCAGUACAGCGGCAUGUCCGGCGAAACGAUGGAUCUGGUUCUCGCUGAUGAACAUGGUACUAAAAUGCAUGCUGGAAUUAAGAAGAAGGAUAUAGGCCGGUUAUCAAAGCUUCUGGUCGUUGGUGAAUGGAAAGUGUUGGAGAACUUUCAGGUAUCUCCUGCAACCGGGCUAUUUCGACCAACUCCAAGCAACUGGAAGAUUGGGUUGUCCAUGAACACAAUCGUUACCAUAUGCAGCAUCAAAGUGGACGACAUGUUCCUUUCGUUGGUACCUAUCCAGACGAUCCUAGAUGGUGAUUUGAAUCACAAUUUCUUGAUUGAUGUCAUUGGACAGGUUCUUGAUGUCAGUGAGAUCAAAACUGUUCCUGUACUUGGGAGAGAAAAGCGGAAGCUAGAGUGCGUGCUUAGGGACAUUAAUGAUCAGAGAAUCAACUGCUGUCUGUGGGCUGGAUACGCUGACCAACUGUACGAGGCAUGCAACUUGCCAGAUGACGGUGCGAUUGUUGUCAUCCAAGAGGAUGAUGAAGAGGCUGAGAAGCAAAGGAUGAAGGAGCAGGAAGAUGCGUGGCUGGCGUUGGAAAUGAAAUCUGUGUAUGAGAUUCAGAAUGCUACUGAGAUAGAGAAAUUCAGGAUUUCUGUCAAAGUGACUGGAAUUGAUACCGACUGGGGUUGGUAUUAUUUCGGAUGUGGAAAGUGCCAGUUCAGGGUCACCAAGGAUCUGAAGAAGGAAGGAGCCACAAAACCUCGCCCCAAAGCACCCGUGUGGUACUGUGACAGAUGCAAAUCAAAUGUCAAAACUGUUGAAGCAAAGUUCAAGUUGCACCUUCUGGUAGAGGAUGACUCGGCCAAAACAAAGGUUAUGCUUCUUGAUUCCGUUGCUUAUGGCAUCGUGGAUAAAACAGCUUCCUUCCUGCUAAACGGAUCAUACGAUGAGGUGCAUAAGGUCAAGAAAGGACUUCUCAUUCUCGACACGGAAUCUGGCGAUGGACCAUUCACUGCCAUUGAUAAUGGUUCGACCAUUGCAUAUGGCGAGGAGUUGUCAGUUGUCAAGAGUAACAGCCAAAGCAUUUCAGAUGAUGGUUCAACCCCAUCACCGAAGCAUGAUUUUGAAUCAAUGCAUGGUAUCCCAGCCGGCUCUUCCACUUCAAAGAAGCAUUGCCCCAAGAAACUUCCUACAGAGGCCAGUAGAGAGCUGGUCAAUCCGGAUGGACUACUUAGCCAGCAUCCCGAAGCAAAUAAGACCGAAGCUAAGCUCCACCAACUCACCGAGAAGUGA